Messenger RNA from Manduca sexta (tobacco hornworm), 1861 nucleotides. RefSeq names its product homeobox protein Hox-D11a. NCBI's taxonomy places the organism in Eukaryota, Metazoa, Arthropoda, Insecta, Lepidoptera, Sphingidae. Gene Ontology annotation, biological process: cell differentiation; regulation of transcription by RNA polymerase II. The record is from RefSeq and is a predicted model, not a curated record. The coding region runs from base 421 to 1677 and encodes 418 amino acids. The transcript is spliced from 2 exons. Gene Ontology annotation, cellular component: nucleus. Gene Ontology annotation, molecular function: DNA-binding transcription factor activity, RNA polymerase II-specific; RNA polymerase II cis-regulatory region sequence-specific DNA binding.
AUAACAUGGCGUUCUGAUGCGACGUACUUAUUGACUUAUUAAAACGUUUAUGUGCAAAAAACGCAAAUGGUUAUCGCAACUGUUGAAUCCGAAAAUUAUACAAUCAUUAGCAAAACCAAAAGGGCGCCUCUUAACACCCGAAUGAAAUCAUCCGCUUUAUUUACGUUACGUAGUAAACACGCAGAGGGGAUCGAGAGUGACGGCAAUACGCAACCCCCGCGAGAACGAGCGAGACAAAAUAUGCCCCAUAACUCCGCCCAUAACACGCCAAGCCUCGUGGAUUGGCUUCGGGCAGCAAUCUAAACACCAUCAGUCUUCCAUCGCAUGCCUUUAAAACCACAACUUAAUUAACUCUCCGGCACCCUCGACAAUUAGUCAUUUUGAGUAAUGAACUGAGUGUUGUGAAGAAAAAGUGUUAUAAUGGACAGCUACGCGCAGAACAACGAAGUGUCCACGUCUUUCAACAACAACAACAUUAAACACAACUUCAACGAUUACUUCAACAUGGUGGACGUAGAUAAAGUCGAAGCGAACAAAGAUUACAGUGCGUUUGUCGAAGAGAAAGCUUAUCGUAUCAAGUUGGAGGAAUCGGCGGGCAACCAGAAUUUCAACACGCCGUUUUCUGUGAAGGACAUACUUAAUAACCAACCAAAUUAUAAUUACGAACGAAACGACUUGUGGAAAUGUAAUGAACGAGAGCGAAGGAGUCAUGAUUACGAGCAAAUUUACCAUCAAAGUCAAGGUUACUACCCGCCGGAGUACUUCGGACAAGUGUAUUCAAACAUCCCCGUGCACACAAACAUCGAGGCUUAUUGGAACCAGGAAGUACAUCACGACCAAAAGUUUGAUGAAUAUUAUAAUUAUAAUCCGUAUUGCCAUAAUUUAUAUCAUCAGAAUUACGAUCACUUCGUGGAUGUGACGCCUUCGCAUCCGAUAAUGGAUGUGCCGAAAAUGGAAAAUAGAGAAAUGUCGCAUCUGCCUACACCGCCUAUAUCAGAACCAGCCAGAGACAGCGAGAGGAGUAACUGUUCAUCAUUUAUCACUGUAGAAUCUGUAGAUAAAUCUUCACUGUCGUCUAGGAAAAGCAAAACGCCGACAAACGACACCAAGCCAGAGAAAAAAGACAGAAGCACGAAAAGGAAACCCAGGAUCCUGUUUUCUCAGAACCAGGUCCACGCGCUAGAGGUCCGCUUCAGGAACCAGAAGUACCUCACGGCGCCGGAACGGGAACAGUUAGCUGUCACGUUAAACCUCUCCCCAACGCAAGUCAAGAUUUGGUUCCAAAACAGAAGGUACAAGAGUAAAAGGAUCAAGUCGCCGGAAGUAUCCACAUCCACCGACGCAAAGCCAAGCCGAAACUUAAGUGGGAGAAAACUGUACAAGCCCGAAAAGAAAGACGGAGUAACACCUAUACCUAAUUAUGAAAUAUUUAAAACAGAAAAUAGAUCCUUUGAUACUGAAAAAAUGUAUAAUGAUCAACUAAAUUCAACUAUUUAUUUCGAAGAUAGUUUAACAUAUGAACAUAAUGAUGAAAAAAAUCUAGUUAUAGAUGAAAAAUAUGACGUAGGAAACAAUUCUGAUCUACAGAACCUUUAUAACGAUAACUUAAUAAAUACUAGUAAAGAAAUGUAUGAGCCUGAUAUGAAAAAAUAUUUUCCUAUGAAUUUUGUUUGUUGAUGUUAUUGUUAAGUACACGUGCCAUUAGACUGAUUGUCCAAAGAGUAUUAUAUAGAGUUAGUUUAUAUUUUACAAUAAGAUAUAUUUUUGCAUGUAUGUGCAAUGUUAGAUAAGUGAAAUACAGCUUUAUACCAAAGUAUUAAAACUGAAUUUUAUACGUUACUUAAACGUUCUUGUUUAUUUU